GAAGAAGCUCUUUGACAGAUCAACGAUAGCUUUGUGAUUCCUCAAGCUCAGCUUGGAAGCUACGCCGUCAAACCCUGCAGAAUGGCGGCUAUGCAGGGAGAGGCAGAUGCUGCUGGGGUCAGCGAGCUGCCUCCAAAGCCGUGGAAGCAAAGGCGCUCAAAAAGGAGCUCCGUUGAAGGGCCAAUAGAGCCAGCCGACAUUGAGAUCUUUGAAGGGAAAGUACAGAGUUCUAGUGUCCCUUCAGCAGUAAAGCCUACUUCUGUGGCUGGUUAUACGAAAGUGCGAACUGGGGAUGGGUUCCAAUUUGCUGUGCCAACAGUGGUGCUGUUGGAAGCUGAGCAAGUGAAGCUGAUGCUCAAUUCAAAUGCAACAUUCAAAGAGAAGGCGGAGAAUGUCGUUUAUUUUCAAGAGAUCAGAGGAGAGGUCUUGGAGGUCGUCCUCCGUUUCUGUUUUGAGGAGUAUCUGAAUAAGGCCCGAGUGGAGCAGCUGUACGGAGCGUCUGGUCCCCGACCCCGCCUCGCUUUCCAUUUUGAGGUUGCGCCGGCACUAGCCAUGGAGAUCAUCUCUGCGGCGCACUUCCUGGGACUGAAGGAGCUCCUCCAAUUGGCGGCCGCUAUGGUGGCCCAUCACUUGUCGGACGUUCCUGACGUCAGCACGCUGCCCAAGGACCUCGCCUGGGUUGUGGCUCAGCAGCUGAGCCUUGAGGGAUUGCUCGAGGCAGAAGACCGGGAGGACUUUCAAGCAAUCGGUCUCGAUACGAGCCCUAUCUGGGAGCGGCUGUGCCGUACCCGCGGCUGGACCGGGACCUCUUCCUUGGGCCUCCCGGAGCAGUCGGAUCUGGGAGAGCUGUCGCCCUUCGACCCCGCUGCGCCCGACUAUUGGAAGCGCGUCUACGUGACGCACGACCUGCACUUCGCCUCUGUCCUGCAAACAGAAGAAAAGUUUCCUGCCUUCUGUGCGAAGCUGCAACGCUGGGGCCGUUUUGCAGCUUUCCAGAUGGUUGGACGUCCCUUUUACGAGGACGUGCUUCUUCCUUACUUUGGCGAACACGCGCUGGUCCGCUACGCUGCUCUCUUCCCAGAGCUGAGAUGGCUGUUGCUCAGUCAACUGGACGGCAAAGUACUUCAAAACCAGGAAAUAAAGGUUGAGGGGACGACGCCUCCCUUCGACUUCGAAGCGCUUCUGUGGGCCCUGCCAACCUGUCAAGUCUUCGACGCGAGGUUCAUCAGCGACUCGCGUGCCCGCAGCGCAACCACUGAUGAGGCAGUCGAAAGCGGUGGCGAGGCGGAUGCGCUCAGCAGGGGCGUUGGAGCUUACGGAAGGCUACGGAUGUCACAGCUCAAGCUUGCGUACAACCCCCUCACCAGCGAGGAGCUGUGGGCGAUACUGCGGUCGCUUCCUAGCUCCAGCCUGAAGACGUUGGACCUCAGUUACUGCGAUCUCGACUCUUCCUCGGCUCCGCUCGACGUGCUGGAGGGCCUGCGCGGCUCCAUCUUGGAAGCACUUUUGCUCUCAGGGAACCCCUUCGGCAUGCCUCAGCGAAAGCCCGAGGAGAUUCCGGUCGUCGAAGGGUCCUGGCGGAAAGUGAGCGGAAUCUGGCGGAAGACCGUCCAAACCGCGUCCCCCCGGCGCGCGCCGAAAGCGCCGCCCAAGAAACCGGCGGCUCGGAAAAAGGGCCCGGUAAAGCGGCCCGAGUGGAAUCUCUGCUUUGAUAACGUGGAAGGAGACGGGGGGGAAAGCUCGUCUGCGGCACAGACCCCGGUUGGAGAUGACUCGGGUGGAGCUAACCCGGGUGGAGAUAAGCCGGAUGGAAAGAAACCGGUCGGAGCUAACCCGGGUGAAGCUAACCAGGGAGGACCUAACCCGGAUGAAGAUAUCUCGGGUGGAGAUAACCGGGGUGAAGCUAACCCGGGAGGAGCUAACCCGGGUCGAGAUGGUCCUGGUGGAGAUACCGCGCGAGCGGUCGGGGGGAAAGGAACGAGUCGCGAUUCGGAGGAAGACCGACCGGCCACAUCUUCUGGGGCAGGAGAUGCAAAACGGGGCCCCGAGAGCUGUCAACCGAGUGAGUCAGGGGCAGAAAGGAACUCCGUAGAUGCAUUUCCGGGCACCUCUUUGCGAGAGGGGGGGGCAAGUUGUGGUCCGGAGCAAGUAACCAGCUCCUCGAGGCAGAGCCCGGGCGAUAAUGAACCGGGCGCGUCGACGGCAGGGGAAGCGAGUCAAAGCGCGCCUCAUCGGACGGAACAAGACGGCGGUGGCGCGGGGGAUCUUGCAACAGAGAAUGGUGUCCCGGACAGUGCUUCGAUUCGGACGGCUGACCCCGAUCGGAAGGGCAAGGACAAGAUCGAAGACGGGACGCCAGGAAGCCCUCCGUACCUUGCGGAAUCGUCGGAACACACGGCGGACCGGAAAGGCAAAGCGAAAGUGGACGAAGGCCCUUCAACCGUUUCCGAUCCUCCUGUUGAUGACGCUUCCAGCCGGACGGAAACCAGCGCCUUUCCCGGGGAAGUCAGAAACGGCAGGCAUAACGGCGCGGAAUCGUCCGAAAAGUUUCCCUCGCCCGAGGUCGCCUCGACCGCCGCUGACGUCCCCGCCAUCAUUUUCGGUUCGAUCCUGACGUCACUCCCGCCGACGCUCAAGAAGCUCGCGCUCUCCGACUGUGGCCUGGGGGACGUCCACGUGGCGCAGAUCGUGCGUGGGCUGACGUCAGCGGGGUGCGCGCUGUGGGAGCUGGACCUGUCGCAGAACGAGGUCUCGGCGCGGGGGGCGAGUGCCGUCUUUGUUUGGCUCCAGCACAACGAUUCUCUGCGUCACUUGAGCCUGGCUCAGAACAAGGUGACCAGCACAUGUACGGACGACCUGUUGGGCGCGUUGCAGAAAAACACCACGCUUUCAAAGCUUUCAUUGGCGGGGAAUUACUCCUUCGGCGAGGAGCGCGUCUCCGAAGUUUUGGAAGCUGCCCGCGAGCAUGCUGAAUUGCUUGUGGCCCUAGAGACGGCCACAGUUUUCAGCCUGGAUCUCUCCUUCAUUGACGUCACAUACGCAGCUAGGAAUAGGUUCCGAGACACUUAUGCGGGUGUUGCACAAUUGGACCUUCGAAUAUGAACGAGCGCAAGCUUAUGUACGGUUCGUCUUGCCGUGACAUUGUUUGUGAUUCCGCUAGUCGCGAUCAGGCCUGUAGUUAUUCCAAUUGAGAGCCUGCAUCUCGAGAAUAAAGUCACUCGUGCGAUUUCUUCAUUUCCCUAGAAAUUUGGUGCACGUGACUUCCAGAUUUGGUGAAAGACUUACGUCAUAUAGGUCAGGACAUCUUGUAUAGAGCUUUCAAGGGGUCGCAAUGGUCCAACGAAGAUCACUGUAACCCGACUGUCAAUGUAUUAGGCAUUCCAUCUGGACUUGUAUUACGCCCGUCAAAAUAUAUUUUUAACAGUGUGCCAU
Messenger RNA from Klebsormidium nitens, 3432 nucleotides. Lineage: Eukaryota; Viridiplantae; Streptophyta; Klebsormidiophyceae; Klebsormidiales; Klebsormidiaceae. The record is from the annotation of a GenBank genome assembly.